UAUUUAACCAAAAGCGUUAACUUUCAAGCUAAAAAGCCAGAGUGAUUUUCUUAAAGGGAAUCUUAGCUUCAAUCAUUGGAUUAUAUGAGCUUCAAUGGCUGACCAAACUCCCAACCCAAUGAUUCCCGGCCGCCGCAUAAAGCUCAACGUUGGCGGCAGGUUCUUCGAAACCACCGUUUCCACCCUCCACUCCGCCGGUCCUGAUUCCCUCCUCGCUGCUCUCUCCAACCGUCCUUUUCUUCCCCGUUCUAACCCUAUCUUCAUCGACCGCGACCCAGAAAUCUUCUCUGUUCUUCUCUCCCUCCUCCGCUCUAACCGCCUCCCUUCCACCUCUCUCCGCCGGUUUUCUAUCCAGGAACUCGCCGAGGAGGCUCUCUAUUACGGUGUUGAGUCUCGCCUCCGCUCUGCCUCUUUGCCAUCGUCGCUUCGGGGCAUAGACGCUUCCAUCGUCGAUACUAUACGUCCGGCUUCAGACGCUGUUCCUUCCACUUUCUCCGCCGGAGAAGAUGGUUCACUCUGGAUCGCUCACGGUGGUCAGAUUUCAAUAUACGAUCCCUACUUAUCUUACACCGCCGCCGUGCGCACGCAUCUCGAUGAUAUCACCUCGAUUUGCCGGGUAUGGCCCGAGAUAGCUGCUAUCGGAUCCGAAUCCACAUCGGGUCUCCAUAUCUACGACCUCUUCAGCGGGCACUAUACCGGUUCAGUCCAUUGGACCGACCAGGACGAUCCACGGAUAUACAAGGCUCGAGUCAGCGCCAUCGCUAACUCACCUGACUCGAUCUUCGUAUCAUUCGAUUGUCCCCAUAGAGAAAACAGCGUCCUCGUGAUUGAUAAAUUAACGCUCCGGGUUACAUCAGAGUUGACUCGCCAAUCGGGAAGCGCCGCCAAGAACACAGUCCCCGGGAAGUUGUCAUGGCUUCCGGAAACUGGUUUGAUUAUCGGGAGUGCCGUCACUUGUGGGGCAUUUGGUUACUCCGGUUACAUUAGGAUAUGGGACCCGAGAAGCAAGGAGGUGGUUUGGGAAACGAACGAGCCGGGUUCAGGCAGGAGCAGUAGGUUUGGAGACUCGUUCGCCGACAUCGAUGUUGACACCGAUGAUUCGAUCCUCUUCAAGAUAUGUUCAAAAUCUGGAGACUUGGCAAUGGCAGAUGUUCGAAAAUUAGGGGAUGAUCCCUGGGUGUAUAUGGAAGAUACAAAUCCUAGCAUGAGAGAAACCAGCUAUAGUGGAAAUGACGUCCAUUUGCAUUGCUAUAAGAGGCAGGUUUUCGUGGGGAAGGAUGGAGGACUCGAGGUUUGGUCGAGACAGAAUGGAUCGUAUGAAACUAUUAUGCCUCUGGAAAUAUCGGAUACCGAAAACCGAAGACCUGAGGUGUGCUUCAAGAGGAAUUAUGUGGAUAAGGCAGAGGAUGCUGAGAGAGGGAUGAUAAAGAGAAUUGAAGGAGGUGGAGAGAGAUUGUUUGUAAGCAGAGAAAAUGUAGAAGGGAUUGAGGUUUGGGAGAGUUCCAAUCAUUCUGGAAUCAUUCCUGUGUCUCCCUGAACACAAAAAUCGAGAUCGAUCGACAUCAAUCAAACCAGUCUAUCUUGUGGAUAUGCUUCGAGUCCGCUUGUAAUCGGGUCUCUGAAGAGAGGCAUUGUUCUUUCAAUACAUUAGAUUUUGGUUAUCCUCUUGUGCUUGCAAUGAGCUUAGUUCGUAAAUCAUGUUCAGCAAUAAUAUCCCAAGUUCAAGUUUUACCA
Messenger RNA from Hibiscus syriacus, 1734 nucleotides. RefSeq names its product protein ENDOPLASMIC RETICULUM-ARRESTED PEN3-like. The transcript has a single exon. Gene Ontology annotation, molecular function: protein binding. Gene Ontology annotation, biological process: protein homooligomerization. The record is from RefSeq and is a predicted model, not a curated record. Bases 95 to 1537 code for a protein of 480 amino acids. NCBI's taxonomy places the organism in Eukaryota, Viridiplantae, Streptophyta, Magnoliopsida, Malvales, Malvaceae.